CCAUCCCUGACACAAGCGCCGUACACGUGGCGUCCAUUAGUCUUAAAUUAUUCGGUGACUGUUACUUGAUGACUUGUCAGUUUUCCACGAGUUAAACGGUUCACGUCAUCACGGCUAGACACUGAAUUCUCAUUUUAUCCUUCGCUACGACAAUUAAUCAAGUGCAAGAUAUUAGUGAAAGGGUAAAUUCGUCAAUCGAAGCAAACAUGAGUCGAUAAAAUUGACAGAGUCACAGAUUCUUUUUCUCUCUCUCUUGUUUGCUCUUUGUUGAUCUGUCUGUGUGGGAUUCUUCCUUUAGUCCUCUGUUGAUCUAUCCAGUCGAAUCUUACGAAAUUUUUAGAUUGAAGAUGAGGUCGCUUCAAGCACCGAUUGUUUGCCCUAGUGUUCGUCCUAGACAACUGGGUGUCUCUGCUUCACUUGUCAACUGCUCUGUUUCGAAAACUAGGAGUCUCAGAAACCAAUUCUGGGGUAAUCAGACCAGAAAUGUCAAGUCUCAGGUUGCUACAGUGAAUCUUCGUCGGAGGUCUAAGAGUAUACAAUGUCUUUUCAGCUCGCAUUCUGAUGGUACCGGAAGCACAGCAGAGAAUUUCAACGAGAACGAUGAGGAUUAUGUCAAGUCUAGUGUAUUGGAAGCUGUUGAGGUAAAGAGUGGACCAGAUGGUUUCAUGGUGAAGAUGAAGGAUGGGAGGCAACUUAGAUGUGUCCACAAUAAUCCUCAAGGAGGGAAUCUUCCAAAUUAUGCUCCACAUUCUGCAAUUGUGCUGAAAAUGGAAGAUGGAACUGGUCUUCUUCUUCCUAUUAUCGUCUUGGAGAUGCCUAGUGUGUUACUUAUGGCAGCAAUAACAAAUGUUCAAAUAGCAAGACCCACUAUGUAUCAAGUGGUGAAGGAGAUGGUAGACAAAAUGGGUUAUGAGGUUAGACUUGUUAGAGUUACCACAAGAGUUCACGAGGCAUAUUUCGCAGAAUUAUACCUUUCAAAGGUGGGUAAUAAGUUGGAGUGCGUUAGCUUUGAUCUUCGUCCUUCAGAUGCAAUUAACAUAGCUGUUAGAUGCAAGGUACCUAUCCAAGUCAACAAGUAUCUAGCUUAUAGUGAUGGAAUGAGAGUCAUCGAUUCUGGAAAGCUAUCAAAGCAAACACCUGCUUCAGAUGGUUUAUUGUUUACUGAACUAGAUCGGCCAAACGGUCAGCCUUGUUUUGAUACAAAAGAAUUCGAUCUAUUAAGGAACAUGAUGCAAGCUGUUGAUGAAGAACGGUAUGAUGAAGCCGCUGAGUGGAGAGACAAGCUUGGCCAGUUUCAGGCAAAACGCAAAUUAAGGAAAUACACAUGACAGCUCGCAGACAGAUACAUAAUUUAUGUAAAUAAUAAAGAAGCCAAUUACCAUUUGCCGAAGCUGUAAUCAUGACGCACUUGCAAAAGAAAAAUAUCUCUCUAGUAUAUGAUACUUUUCUCUAUCUACACUUGUGCACGUAGUUGAUUCUCAAGAAACGGACAAAAUAAAAAAAAUGUUAUGUAAUUGUAGCGUGAUCGUGAUGUGAUGUGAUGUGAUGUGUACAAUAUACAUUAAUCUUCUGUAAUGUAUGGUAAGCCUAAGCCUUCUCUAAUUAAAUAUGCUUUUAGUUUUUGUCA
Molecule: messenger RNA, 1627 nt
Organism: Arabidopsis lyrata subsp. lyrata
Lineage: Eukaryota; Viridiplantae; Streptophyta; Magnoliopsida; Brassicales; Brassicaceae
Product: bifunctional nuclease 2
Exons: 11
Coding region: 348-1328 (326 amino acids)
Biological process (GO): protein ubiquitination
Cellular component (GO): nucleus; VCB complex
Molecular function (GO): nuclease activity; protein binding
Source: RefSeq, a predicted model, not a curated record